This is a messenger RNA of Erpetoichthys calabaricus (reedfish), 6932 nucleotides long. Its product is annotated as solute carrier family 25 member 44-like. Bases 403 to 1365 code for a protein of 320 amino acids. Gene Ontology annotation, molecular function: branched-chain amino acid transmembrane transporter activity. Gene Ontology annotation, biological process: branched-chain amino acid catabolic process. NCBI's taxonomy places the organism in Eukaryota, Metazoa, Chordata, Cladistia, Polypteriformes, Polypteridae. The transcript is spliced from 4 exons. The record is from RefSeq and is a predicted model, not a curated record. Gene Ontology annotation, cellular component: mitochondrion.
UUUUUUCUUCCUGUGGGGAGCGUGUGUUAAGGAAGGAAAGAAAAACAAACUCGGUGCGAGUUUGUGUUCAAAAAGCAGGUAUCACGGAUUGUGGGUCGUGCAGCGGGUGUCGCGCACGGUGACACCUCAAGACAGGCCUCCAGUCACAGACAUGGUUGCAGUCCGCUGACCUGGAGCAUCGAUGACUGGCUUGCCGCGAUGCUGUUACCAGGACGCGCACCCCCCCGGGGUCCCAGUAUGAUCUAUGCCAGGCUCUGAGGAAGGCGUGUGUGCAGCGCGAUGCUGUGAUUGCUCGAGCGCUGCUACCUACAUGCAAAUCUGGGUUCAGUGACAGAAAAUCAGAAAACUGAGGUGACUGAGGGUCAGCCUGCAGAAGUUCUUGGUGGUGUGGGAGACACAGUCAUGGAAGAUAAGCCAUCCACAGCACGCAGGGUCCCCAUCAUUGAAUGGGAGCACCUUGACAAGAGACGCUUUUAUGUGUUGGGAGUGUGUAUGACAAUGUUAAUUAGAGUCAGUGUCUACCCAUUUACGUUAAUCCGGACAAGACUACAGGUACAGCGAGGAACUGCUCUUUAUGGUGGGACGUUUGAUGCAUUUGUUAAAAUUCUACGUCAGGAAGGACCAGCUGGACUCUACAGAGGUUUUAUGGUUAACAGUUUUACUCUUGUGUCUGGCCAGUGCUAUGUCACAACAUACGAGCUUACCAGGAACUAUGUGUCUCGGUACACUGGAAACAACUCUAUUAAAUCACUAGUGGCAGGGGGUAGUGCAUCCUUGGUAGCUCAGAGCAUUACUGUGCCCUUCGAUAUUGUUUCCCAGCACCUAAUGAUGCAAGGCCAGAGGGGAGGAUGCAUUGGUCGCUUUAGAGUGAAGUUAUCAGAGGAAGCUGGAAGUCAGAAGUUUCAUCUGGGGCAGACACGUGACAUUGUUGUGCAGAUUUUCCGUGCUGAUGGAUUUCGUGGAUUCUACCGGGGGUACUUGGCUUCCCUGCUUACCUAUAUCCCCAAUAGUGCUAUCUGGUGGCCAUUCUACCAUUUCUACACAGAGCAUCUUUCUCGUUUGGCCCCUCCUGACUGCCCACAUCUUCUGCUUCAGGCUGUCUCUGGACCCUUGGCUGCAGCUACUGCAUCUACACUGACCAACCCAAUGGAUGUGGUUCGAGCUCGUGUGCAGGUAGAAGGAAAAAGCUCAAUUUUACGGACAUUAAAGCAACUCCUGUGUGAAGAAGGAGCGUGGGGUCUGACUAAGGGAUUAUCAGCACGAAUCAUUUCGGUCAUUCCUACCAACAUGGCUGUGGUUAUUGGAUACGAGACUUUGAAAAAACUGAGCCUACGGCCUGAGCUUCUUGACACCCGGCAUUGGUAGCCAAGUACAAUGCUUGCUAUUAAAAUAACUCUUUUUACAGUUCCAUCCCAAUUGGUAAUUUGGACCUGUCUGUCAGUGUUGCAAAUGAUACAGUUGGACAUGUAGCCAGGCCUACAGUAGAGUACUCUUGAUUUGUCAGUGGUGUGAGUGUCUCCAGUCAACCUAGAACAGCAGUAAAUAAUACUGUUAACAUUGUAUUGAAUAUCGGAUAAAGAUGGUUUAUUUUGCCAGUUUUUUUUUUUCCUUACGAAGACAGUAUGCAAAGAUAAAAUAGCUGAGAAAUACUGCCAUUGUACAGGUGCUACAGUAUGUUUUUUUCCGAAGUCCAUUGCAUUUUCCUAAUAUUUAUGAGAAAGGAUGGGGUGGGAUUGAUAUCCUUAUUUUUCUCUCUUCUCCUUUUUGGAUGCAAGAGCCCUUGCUCCUCACAACCCAUUUUUUUGUUAAAAUAGUUGGCCUUUGAUGAUGAGAAUUCAACAUUUUUGAGGCAUUGAUGACCAUCUUGUUGCCCUUUCUUUUCUCAACUUGGACAAGUGGAAAUGGGUCAUUUGCACAUCUUUCUCCAUUCAAUAGGACCUGAUUUUUACCUCAAGUGUUUUUGCAUGCAUGUAUUGUCCUCUUUUUACUGACACUUCAUCAAGAGGUUAUCAUGCCUCCAGACAUGAUCAUUCUCUGUGUUUAAAGUCCUGUUUAGUGUUAUUGAAACUGCUGGACUAAUGGGCUGUUAUUUUGUUUGGAGAUGGUGUGGCAAAAAAGUACACUGAGCACACAAAUGCUAUUAUAUUUGGAUUUAAUUAUGUAUUGUAAAGAGGCAUUGUGAAGUCAUUAUUUGUUCCUGAUCUGAAUGAUGAAAACUUUUUACCAUGGACAGUAGGAAGGAUGGAGCUAUUUGCUACAUUAAAUAGAGAACAAGGUUCAUUUUGGUAGGGAUACAAACUAUUUCACUAUUCUGAGAAAGAAACCAUUAUUAGUCUUGGAGUUUAUUAAUAACAUCAGCAAUCAGUGCUGAAAAUGUGAAUGUGUGUAGAAUGUAACCUGCUUUUAUUUGUGUGUAACAUUUUAGGUGAAGAUAUCAAGGACAGAUGCCACAUUGAACUUGUCUUAAAGUCAGAGAACUAGAGCUUCUUGUGAAUAUUUAACUCUUCACAAAGGACUUUAGUUCAAAUUACAAAUCAACAUCUUGGGUUUUUAUUAGCAAGAAGAGAGAAGUAUCUUUGCUGUACAGGUCAUUUAACUACCUUGUUUUUAUUUUAUUUUGUGCUCUUUUACCUGUUAGUCAGCCCAUCUCAGCCAGAUAAUUUGGCUGAUAUCAAUGAUAUCAAUCAAAACUUUUUCUUCAUACUUGAGUAUGCCACUGUUUCCUGCAUGUUGUCAUCUUUUCUUGUUUUUAGACAAACAGAUUAAAUAUGUUUUGUUUUUUCUUAUUACAUUUUCUUUAUGGUGUAAUUUUUUUAUUAUUUUGGAGGAUGAAGCUCUAAACUCAUUUAUAUGAAAAGAGACCUGUUUCAUGCAAAUUCUUUUGUGCUUUGUUUCUUGCCUGUCUUGAAAUUUAGUACUGCGCUUGAAUCAUAAUUAAUUUUAUUAUGACUUUUAUACAUUUGCAUUUCAGUUACAUUUUAUAAGCAAAGUCUUUUUCUUAGAAAACCAUUUUUACAGCAUUUUCAAACCUUACUGAACUUAUUCAGCAAAUUCAACAAUUCUUUGGUCCAAAUCACCUUUAGAUGCUUAUCCUUUCUCAUCUUUCUCCAGUUUUUUUUUUGUUGUUGUUUGUUCAAAACAGCUAUAUGAGCACACAAGGCAAAAAAUGUGAUAGGCCUGGUGAAUAUUAAUUUAUGAUUUCAUUGCAUGUUGAAUGUCUUGUAAAUGAAGGCAGACUCAUUCAAAGUGCUAUAAGCCAGACUAUGUCCUGGAAACCAGGACACCAUAUUUUUCUUUGUGUUUGUAGACGUUGCCCUUCGUUUUAAGUGUCAGAGGGAGAAAUGGGAAAGCACCAAACUUGUUUUGUGUUGAAAUGCUCAACCAUUGUAUUGUGCUUACAGCGAAAUGUACUUUACAGUGUAUUUGUCAUUACUGAGCCUUUUGGACCACCAGCAGAUAGUUUUAAUGUAUGUACAUUUUGUCUUUGCCAUCUCUAUAUUAUAUGAUUAUGGUUAUUUGAAUGUCGCCUUUUAUGCACCCAUGAAACCAGUAAUACUGUAUAUUAAAUUCAACAGAGUUAAAGCCAUGGCAAGUCUUUUUAACAAUAGCAGCCGUUGGACUUCUGCAUAUUUCCAACUUACGGUACAAAGACUAGGGUGCUCCUUUUUUAAACUUUGUUUUGUGGAUUGUUGAUUCAGUCAGUUCAAAAUUGUGUGUUGUCCAGCUCUUAACUGGCACUCUUCAUAUUUUUUUCAACUUGUUACUUUUAAAAAUGUUAGUGAUGUAAAUCUAAAAUAAAAUUGUUUUAAUUAUGAUGCUUCACCCAUAGAGGAUCUGCCCUUAUGCUAUCAAGAUGCCCAUUAUGCUUAUAUGAGUUUGUAUGUCAUUUUAAAUUGCAGAUGCAUUAAAAUGGCACAUUUUGGACAUUAAGAUAAUAAAAUUGUAUCCUCUCCAGCUGAAAAUAUAUCCACUGGACACAAUAGGUUGGAACUUCCUAUUCAAGUGCAUAUGUUGUAAUUCAAACAUUCAAAAGAAACAAACUUUUGAAAAUUCAGUUUAGCUAUCAGGUGGGUCUAAAUGUCCACUAGGAUACGGGGUUAAUGCUUGUGUUUAUUUUAAAUUCACGAUAGGUUUUAAAAUGGCAUUACCUAUGGUUAUGUCUUUGCUGAGAUUUCACUGAAUUUUUGUGCUUUUUUUUUCCGGUUAGAUGUAAUUUUUUCAAAUUAGUGAUAUUUUAAAUAUAUUUUGAAACACUGGUUAUUGUCAUUGUCAAAGUAUUUUUGAAUUGAGAUUAACAGUUUUCCAAAGUUGCUGUUUAGUGAGCUGCUGUUGCAGGUACACUUAUCCUUGUUUUUCAUUGAACAUAACAUAGUGUUCAAGAAAUACUUGUUAUCAGAAUGAUUUUAGUUAUUUUUUUUAUUGCAAGUUUUUGGAAAACAACUGUAAAUUUACUAUUAUAAGUGAAAGCUAAAAUGCAGUAUAAUAUGAUGUAAUAUGUUUCAAAAAUUAAAGUAAAUAAGAGUUUAACCUUAACACUUGUCGUCAUUGCAAGUAACAAAAUUCAUAUGUCAUGUACAGACAAAUGUGAAUAAUUUCUGUUACAUACUUUAUGUAUUUUACAGUGGAUUCAGAAAGUAGUUGUACUCCUCACUUUUUUCACAUUUAACUGUGUUGAAACCUUAUGUUAAAAUCCAUCCAUCCAUCCAUUUUCCAACCCGCUGAAUCCGAACACAGGGUCACGGGGGUCUGCUGGAGCCAAUCCCAGCCAACACAGGGCACAAGGCAGGAACCAAUCCUGGGCAGGGUGCCAACCCACUGCAGGACACACACAAACACACCCACACACCAAGCACACACUAGGGCCAAUUUAGUAUCGCCAAUCCACCUAACCUGCAUGUCUUUGGACUGUGGGAGGAAACCGGAGCGCCCGGAGGAAACCCACGCAGACACGGGGAGAACAUGCAAACUCCACACAGGGAGGACCCGGGAAGCGAACCCAGGUCCCCAGAUCUCCCAACUGCGAGGCAGCAGCGCUACCCACUGCGCCACCGUGCCGCCCUAUGUUAAAAUCAUUUAAGUUAAUUUUUUCCCCACAUCAGGCAACACUUAAUACCCCAGAAUUACAAAGCAAAAAACAGGAUUUUAGAAAUUUUUGCAAAUGUGUCAAUGUGAUUUCUGUUUUAUAUUUUUGCUACAAGUUUUUCUGACCCUUUUCUCAGUACUUAGUUGAAGCACCUUUGCCAGCAAUUACAGCCUGGAGUCUCCUUCGGUACGACAUGACAAGCUUCAAACACCUGGAUUCGGGGACAUUUAGCCAUUUUUCUCUGCAGAUCAUCCCAAGCCCCUUCAGGAUGAAUAAAGAAACAUUUUAAAGAGGUACUUGAGGAAGCCUAUUUGAAGGAGUGUAUGCCUGUAUCUUAAAUCAGGAAAAAGUGAGUAGCAAUAUAAAAAAAAAAAAAAAAAAAUGACACCCAAAUUAUACAAAUGAGAGGGUUCAGUUGUAUAUCAAAUAACUUGUUAGUGGUAGCACAUCUAUCAUUAAUGCAGUAAUGUUAUGUAGGAAAAAGUAGUAAUAGAAAUAAUAUGCCCAUUAUUUAUUUUACACUUUGCACAUGUCAACUACAGACUUGCAAAGUGAUUAAAGAUUUUCUAAUCAUUGAUAUUUCUUGCAAAUUAAAUGUAUUUAGAUUUGAAAUCUCUUUGUGAAAAUAUACAUUGCUACCCAUAGAAUUAAAGCAUUUUUGGAAUUAAAUUUUGGAUGUGGGGGAGGGAGUGUAAUUUAUUUGCAAAUAUUUGUGCAGUUGUAUGUUUUCAAGUCAAUAUCUAUUAAAAUAUAUGGUGUAUGUAUAUGCUACUAGACAGUGAGCUUUCCUAAACCUUUGCUAGACCUUUCCUUGAAAAGUGGUACAAGUAAGAAUUUACUAACUCUCAAUACAUUUGAAACUCCUUUACUUUUCCCAAGCUCUAAUUCUUUAACGGAAAGUCUUGUGCAUAGGUGGCGUAUACCACAUUCUAACUACUACAGCAGGUGCAAGCUUGUUUUUCAUCCUGCAUAUAAACAGGGAAAAAUGUACACUAUAAAUCAGUGCAUAACAUCAUCUGUAAGUAGUGUACCUCUAUUUUUAUAGGCUUUGAUAGGGUAUAUUUAAACAUAUAAUAUGCAGAGGGUGGGUAGUUGUAUCCUCCAGAGCUUCUCUGACUGCCUGUUGGUGUGUUUGAAUGGUUGGCUUAUCGAAUUAUUAAUCAUCAAAUCAUGUUUUAUUAUCACUUAGUCCUCCUUAGGAUUGUGUGGACUAAAGACUUUCCCAUAGUAAUCACAAUAGCAAACCUUUGAAACCAAUGUAUUGAUGGAUGUGGACAUUGCAAAUGCUUGAAACAUCCAGUAAUUUUGCGCUCAGUUCAGUUUGAAUAUUUGGGUAUUUUUUGUUAAUGGCCAUUGUGUAUGGAAAUUUUGGUUUGUACUAGCACUUUGCACUACAUUUUUUAAUUUGUAACAAGUGUAAGAAGGCAUUGUUUGACAAUAUAGAAAGUCCACAUACUUAAUGAGUUAGCUGGCAUAUUCUUUCUUUUCCCCAAGGUUUGCAGAUGGUGUGUUAAACUUUUAUGUUUACUUUUGUAAGACUGCAUUCCACAGCAUUUAUACUGUCGAUGCCAUAAAAUCUGCGCAAGAUAAGGCUGCCAUAAAAUUAGCACCAGGAAAAAUUGGAUUGCAUUUUAUUUCAUCCCUCCAUUGGUAAACCCGGUUAAUCCAGUUAAAGAUAUCCCAAGGAACAAAAUGGGGACACUUUCAAACUAGGAUGUAGUGACGUACCAGUUAUUAACUAGUUUCUCUUGUCAUGAAGACCACAAAACUGAUGUGAAGCAUUUCACUAUGUAUUGUAUUGUGUAAUUUCUAAUGUGACAAAUAAAAUUCUAUGUGUUGUUUUCAAAUA